AUGCAUUUAAGAUUUGUUAAAAAGGAUAUGUUAAGAAAAAAGAAUAAAAGGAUCAGACUUUCAGUAUCGCAGUGCCUUCAGCUCGUCGCAACGUGUAGUAACACACCGCCAGGCUGGAACCCUCUCACAUUAUUAUUAUUUAUAUUUAAUAAACAUUCAAUGUUACAUAAUAAAGAAUCUGAGAAAAAGUUUUCAUCAAAAUUUUACCAAAUUUUUUUAUUUGAAACCAUUUCAAAAUAUGUACAUAUAAAAAUAAAACAGUCAUUUAAAAAUUUAAAAUAA
Messenger RNA from Chironomus riparius, 282 nucleotides. The record is from the annotation of a GenBank genome assembly. Lineage: Eukaryota; Metazoa; Arthropoda; Insecta; Diptera; Chironomidae.